Molecule: messenger RNA, 237 nt
Organism: Gongylonema pulchrum
Lineage: Eukaryota; Metazoa; Nematoda; Chromadorea; Rhabditida; Gongylonematidae
Source: the annotation of a GenBank genome assembly
AUGGCGUUUUUGACAAAAAGACUGCAAGUCGUUGAAAUUGAUGAAGAAAAUACGAAGCAUCUCCAUGAGGCAUAUGGAAAUGUUCUAAACGUGCCAACAGUUUGGCAAGAGCCGAAUUUGAUAAUUGGAUCCAAUUAUUAUUUCGAUUUAAUUAAAUUAGUAGCAAAACUGAAAUCUGGAUUUCGUCUCAUUGAUUCGACAGUGGGAAUCGUGAUUGCCGGUGGAGAUGAAAUAUAG